AUUUUGCUGUUAAUAGUAUAUUAUACCAGCGUGGUAUAUACCCCGCGGAGAGUUUCAAGCGUAAAGAUGCUUUCGGUAUUCCUCUUUUGGUUACCACAGACAACGAGCUUGACGAGUAUCUCAUAUUAAUGCUCGAUCAAAUUAAAGUCUGGCUCAAUUCUAAUUCCUUAAAGCGCCUGGUUCUUGUGGUUAAAAAUGCGCAAUCUGGUGAUGUUAUCGAAAGGUGGCAAUUUGAGGUUAAUUGUCACUCGGAUCAUCAAGAAAGUGCCUCAAAAGUCAAAGAUGUACAAAUUAGAAAUGAAAUUGGUGCAGUUCUGAGGCAGAUCUUUGCAGUGGUUUGCCUCCUUCCUAUAAUAGAUUCCGCAUGUAAGCUCACAACAUUUAUAUAUUUAUAUUCCUUAAUUUGUUUACCUAUUGAAAUCCAUCAGUAUACUAGUCAUUUUGCCCAUAUUUAG
Molecule: messenger RNA, 455 nt
Organism: Protopolystoma xenopodis
Lineage: Eukaryota; Metazoa; Platyhelminthes; Monogenea; Polystomatidea; Polystomatidae
Source: the annotation of a GenBank genome assembly